UCGCACAUCCGCUCCAGCAGUUUGUAAACAGUGCGAAAGGAGAGAUGGAGUCCGCGAGAGGUCUCACCUAAAUUUAUUAGCCAUAUAAUAGGGUACAGAACUGCUGUCCAUUGCAGACAACCGCUGAAACAGAAGUUCGUUUUCAAGCACUGUCGACUUUUUAUUUUCUGCAAUCAAAAAUUUGAAGGCUUAUCUACAAAACGCAAACGUCCUGCAAGCAAUUGUGGUUUUUUUGGAUCAGAGUUUUUUUUGAUCCGAGGAGUGUUUCACACCAGACGAGAAAAUCGCUGUCACAGCAUUACGACCCGGUGUAUUCAUCUGGUCCGGCCAUUUAGUCCGGGUUUGUGGUGCCUUUCGAUGGGGAACUGCCUGUCCUCCCAGGGCGCCGAUGAUUUGUCGCUGCUAAACGAGUCGGAGGGAGCCAGUCUGCCCGGGGAGCCGCCGCCGCCUUACCAGGAGCGCGCUCAGGUCCCUGUGUACCAUCCCACACCUAGCCAGACCCGGCUCGCUACGCAGCUAACUGAGGACGAGCAGGUCCGCAUCGCCCAGAGAAUCGGCCUCAUCCAGCACCUGCCCCGUGGCAUUUUUGACCCUGGCUCAGAGCCCUCCGACAAGAAAGUGAAGGAGUGUGUGAUCUGCAUGAUGGACUUCGAGUACGGAGACCCCAUCCGGUUCCUGCCCUGCCUGCACAUCUACCACGUGGACUGCAUCGACGCCUGGCUCAUGCGCUCCUUCACCUGCCCCUCCUGCAUGGAGCCCGUCGAUGCCGCCCUGCUGUCUUCUUAUGAAACCAACUGAGGACGCCCCCCCGGCCGCCACCCACCCCCUGAGUUAGUCGAAGCCAUGAUAUUAUGCCAGUCAAGCUGUCCAAUAGAUGGAUGGGAUGUGGGAUGGUGAGGGUUGUGGAAGUGGGGAACCAGGUGGGUGCAAGUGUUCACACAGAGACUGAAAUAGGUAGGACUCAUUUUUUGUGGCAGAGGAAUGGGGCAUAAAUGUAGGAGGUUGCUUUGGAAUGAAAGGUAUCCCCAGCUUACAGAGCAGAGCCAUGGCUUAACCUUUCUCAAUGAAGGCUAAAAAAUACUGAUGUAAAUGUAAGCAAAUAUACAUCGCCACUAAUCAUUGGACGAAAACAUACUUCUGUGGGAUAAAUCCUUUGCUUGAAAAAAUAAAAAUCCUAACCUUAAUGCCCCCAGACCAAAGGUGCAAUAUAUUAAGUGGAAUCCAGCGCUGUAUUCUCUUGCAUUAGGUGAGAGGGAGCUAGAUUCCCAGUAAUAGUGAAAUUCACCAACCAGCAACUACGUAUUUUGCAGAGAACAGCAAACACGACGCAUUUUUUGUGCUGAAGGAGAGAUAGGCUGUUGGGGGAGUCCAUAAAAAUAGCCCCCAGAGCCUUCCACAAAAAAAAACAAACAUCUUGAAAGCCUUUUUUCAUUUCAGUAUUGGUUCACUGAUUGGAUAGCAGGUGAUCGGAAAUGGCUUUCUCGUGCUUUUGAGUUUUCUUAUGGGGGGAGGGGGGUCGGCAGAAUUGUAGUUGUUCCCCAGCUGCUGUUAGUUAACUUUGCCUUUAUAUAAAUGUGUGUAUGUGUGUUUCUCCAAAGAGCAUUGCCUUUGGCUCUUCUGCUCGACCACUGAGACUGUUUCUAAAGCUGUUUUUGUUAGUAACUGUUAAGAACACGGUCAUGACCUGCAAUCCGGCACACAUCUCGUCAACUUUUGAAUAAUCUGUGUUGAUGUAUUAUUCCUGUAUUUGGCCUUUUUCGGGGGUCUGACCUGUGUCAUUGCACUUUCAUUCUUAAUAAUGGGGGGUAGAAUUUUCACUUUCAAGUUUGGGGGGGAUGAGAUUCAAAUAUGAUUUGUUAUAUGUUACCUGAUUAAACAUUAGCACUCAGAGCUUGAAAUUGUAAAUCCUUUGUAGCUUUAUUUUGUUGUUCAGUUAACGGGCAGGAACAUUAGGAACAGUGCUUGAGUACAGAAUAUAACCAUUGAAUGGUUGAAACAAUUGAAAACCGUGCAUCUGGGGUCAAGAUUGUUGUAUACGUCUGUGAAAUACAAUCAUCUCCUAUGUGUCAAUCUUAGUCGUUCUCCGAGAGAUGCAGAACAAGAUGUGCUGAGUGUUUUGACCCAGCAAGAAGUAUAUGAUCAACGGGAUAAAGAUGUGUAUAGCUGCUGUCACAGUUAUAAUUACCAAGUUAGUUUUUUUAAUGUUUGUGGCAGAAACUGCUUUUAGGAAACGAACUACAGACCACAAUAAAAGUGGAUGUCAGAUUA
This is a messenger RNA of Paramormyrops kingsleyae, 2268 nucleotides long. It is a transcript of the gene rnf11a, whose product is annotated as ring finger protein 11a. Gene Ontology annotation, biological process: ubiquitin-dependent protein catabolic process. The record is from RefSeq and is a predicted model, not a curated record. Gene Ontology annotation, molecular function: ubiquitin protein ligase activity. Gene Ontology annotation, cellular component: ubiquitin ligase complex. NCBI's taxonomy places the organism in Eukaryota, Metazoa, Chordata, Actinopteri, Osteoglossiformes, Mormyridae.